AUGUGGCGGUUUCUGAGGGCUGCCGUGCCUGCUGCGCGCCAGAAAGCGCAGCUGGUCCAGGAACGAGCUGCGCAGACGAGCGCCAGCGGAGCCAGGGGAAGGAAGCCAUGGAAGGAGGGUCUCCGGCGGAAGAUGCUGGAGCCACGCAUUCCGCUUCGGCGAGUCGAGGAGCUGAUUGCCACAUUGCACCCAGAGCAACGGGCAGUGGUGGAUCUGGCCUUGGAUGGCCAGAACAUCUUUCUGACUGGCCUGCCUGGGAGUGGGAAGAGCUAUGUCUUGAAGCAGCUGGUGCAGCUUUUGCAGCAUCGGGAUGGUCUCCCCUCUGUGGGAGUCACUGCAUCCACGGGCGUGGCGGGAAUUCACGUGCAGGGGAGCACCAUCCACUCCUUCCUGGGCUGUGGGCGCGCAGAGAGCCAGAAGGACUGGGAGGAGGCAGCAGAGAACCCGAAAGUGCAUGAAAGACUUGGUGCUUUGAAGACCUUGGUGAUCGACGAGGUGAGCAUGCUUUCGGGAGAGUUCCUGGAUCGGGCCAACGAGCUGAUCUGCCGAGUGCGAGGUGGGAAGGUCUUCGGGGGUUUGCAGGUGAUCUUCUGCGGAGACUUCUUGCAGCUGCCCCCGAUGAAGCGUGAGGUCAUGGCCUUUGAGGCAAAUGCAUGGUCGGAGCUGCAGUUGAAGUGCAUCACUUUGCAGCAGAACUAUCGCCACUUUGAUGAUCGCUUGCGCACUCUCCUUUGUCAACUGCGCUCCGGCCCCUCCUCCGCGCCGUCGGCCGCGCUGCGGGCACUGAAGACACCGGAGGAGGAGGAAGCCAUGGCCUACCCGACGAUCGUGAGCACCAACAAAGAAGCUCAGGCCGAGAACCAACGACGCCUGGAGGCCUUGCCAGGUGACGAGCAUGCCUACGAGGCAACGGAUUCGUUCGAGCUGCCGGGGAGCACGGCACGGCAAGCACUGCAGCAUGGUCGCUUUGAGAAGCUCUUGAAGCUGAAAGUGGGCGCUGUGGUCAUGCUCUUGGUGAACAAGCGCUUGCCGCACCGGUGCCACCGUGGCGCCCCAAGGGCCUUCAGCAUGCCCAGCUUGACGAGUGGUGGAGCCUUAGCGGCCCUGGAAGCCUUGGCGAAGCCAAAUCAGAUGAUGGCACUUCCGGAGGAGUACCGCGAGACACCCCUCGUGAAUGGAAGUGUAGGCGUCGUGGUAGGCUUUGAGACCUCUCCGGAGCUUCCCGACGAUGCGACCGCCUACCCCGUGGUGGAGUUUGCCAAGGGCCUCCGUGUCACCGUCACACCGGUGACGGACAGUGGGGAGUUGGGCUUCUUGGGGCAGUACGAGCGGCGGCAACUGCCCUUGAAGCUGGCGUGGGCGUUGACGGUGCACAAGAUGCAGGGUUUGACCCUGCGGAGUGGGGAGCUCAAACUUGCCCGGGUCUUCGACACUGCUCAACUCUACGUGGCCUUGUCGCGCUUCCAAUCCCUGGACUCGGUCGCCAUCCGCUCCCUGCCCGUGCGCUGGCCGGUGCCCUGCGAGCGCGCCCAGCGGGCGCGCGCGUUCCAUGCGCAGCUGGAGAAGGACAUGGGCCUUGUGGAGACAAGCCCUGUGGUGGCCGAGGUGGGCGAUUGCAGCUGA
Messenger RNA from Durusdinium trenchii, 1623 nucleotides. Lineage: Eukaryota; Dinophyceae; Suessiales; Symbiodiniaceae. The record is from the annotation of a GenBank genome assembly.